This is a messenger RNA of Megalobrama amblycephala (Wuchang bream), 3699 nucleotides long. Its product is annotated as zinc finger protein 271-like. Bases 420 to 2087 code for a protein of 555 amino acids. The transcript has a single exon. The record is from RefSeq and is a predicted model, not a curated record. Lineage: Eukaryota; Metazoa; Chordata; Actinopteri; Cypriniformes; Xenocyprididae. Gene Ontology annotation, biological process: negative regulation of transcription by RNA polymerase II; regulation of immune system process; regulation of cytokine production.
AUUCUGUAGCCAGAAGACCUCCAUUCAGUGCUGAUUGUCUGAAUUCAGUAAAUCUUGAUGUAAAAACAUUUGAAAUUGGAGUCAGAUUAAACGAGCAGCUAAAGUAAAAUUGAGACCAAAUUCUAAAAUUAAGUGAACUUCACAGGAGCGCUGAAAAGACGUACACACAUUAUACCUUCACCAGACCACUGGAUUCUGUCGUUGGAACGACAGCUGGUCCUUUACGAUCGGAAGAUUAAUGUUAAAGUUUCAGGGACAUAUACAACUGAUUUAUGCAAAUGCAUCAAAAUGAUCGUAAUGUUUUGUAGCAGUUGUCUAUCACAAGAAGUCUCAAUUUUAUGACCUUUAACUUCAUAUUUCUCUCUUUAUUUUGAUUUACUGAAAAUGAAAUUACUUUUUUCUCUUUCAUUUCAGAGCUGAUGGAAGUGAAGGAGGAGAGUGAAGAACUGAGUGAAGUGGAGCAGAAACAUCAUGACAAACCUGGAGAAAAACCUUUGAGUCGCUUAAAGACUAAAAAUAAAUUUUUAAAGAAAAGAAGAGCAAAUAAAUCUACAACCUGCACUCAGUGUGGAAAGAGUUUCUCAACCAAACAAAGUCUUGAUGUUCACAUGAGAGUUCAUACAGGAGAGAAGCCAUUCACAUGUGAUCAGUGUGGGAAGAGUUUCAGUCAAUCAGCAAACCUUAAAGCACACAUGAGGAUCCACACAGGAGAAAGACCGUUCACAUGUGAUCAAUGUGACAAAACAUUUAUUAGGUCAUCAGACCUAAAGUCACACCAGACAGUUCAUACAAAGGAGAAGCCACAUUCAUGUUCUGUGUGUGGAAAGAGUUUUUUACUGCUGUGUAGUUUACAAAAACAUGAGAAAAUUCAUACUGGUGUGAGAGAGUAUGUGUGCUUUGAGUGUGAGAGAACUUUUACUACAGUAAAAACUUUAAAACAGCACCAGAGAAUUCACACUGGAGAAAAACCUUACAAGUGUUCACAGUGUGACAAGAGAUUUAGUCAGUUAUCAAAUCUAAAAACACAUGAGAUGAUCCACACUGGAGAAAAACCUUACAAGUGUUCACAUUGUGACAACAGAUUCAGUCAGUUAGCACAUAUGAAAACACAUGAGAUGAUCCACACUGGAGAAAAACCUUACAAGUGUUCACAGUGUGACAAGAGAUUCAAUAAGUCAUCAGCUCUGAAAACACAUGAGAAGAUCCACACUGGAGAAAAACCUUACAAGUGUUCACACUGUGACAAGAGAUUCACUCAGUCAGUAAAUCUGAAAACACACGAGAGGAUCCACACAGGAGAAAAACCUCACAUGUGUUCACAGUGUGGCAUGAGAUUCAAUAUGUCAUCAUCUCUGAAAACACAUGAGAUGAUCCACACUGGAGAAAAACCUUACAAGUGUUCACAGUGUGACAAGAGAUUCAAUAUGUCAUCAUCUCUGAAAACACAUGAGAUGAUCCACACUGAAGAAAAACCUUACAAGUGUUCACACUGUGACAAGAGAUUCACUCAGUCAGUAAAUCUGAAAACACAUGAGAAGAUCCACACUGGAGAAAAACCUUUCAAGUGUUCACACUGUGACAAGAGAUUCACUCAGUCAGUAAAUCUGAAAACACACAAGAGGAUCCACACUGGAGAAAAACCUUACAAGUGUUCACAGUGUGGCAUGAGAUUCAGUGAUUCAUCAUAUCUGAAAACACAUGAGAGGAUCCACACUGGAGAAAAACAUUACAAGUGUUCACACUGUGACAAGAGAUUCAAUCAGUCAUCAACUCUGAAACGGCAUGAGAAGAUCCACACUGGAGAAAAACCUUACAAGUGUUCACACUGUGACAAGAGAUUCAGUCGGUCAUCAAAUCUGAAAACACAUGAGAGGAUCCACACUGGAGAAAAACCUUACAAGUGUUUACACUGUGACAAGAGGUUCAAUAAGUCAUCAUCUCUGAAAACACACAAGAGGAUCCACAGCAGAGAGAAGCCGCACACGUGUGAUCAGUGUGGAAAGAGUUUCACUAUUAAAAGUCACCUGAAGAUACACAUGAAGAUCCAUGCAGUGGAGAAACCACAUCACCACAGUGUGAAAUCAUGAUAAGUAGUUCAUUUUUAUGUGCUGAACAAAAAAAUCUCUUUUGUGUAAGUUAGCCACAGCCAAAUCUCUCCUCUCCAGCUAUAGUUGGCACCAUGGGCGACAAGUUUUAUUUAUUUAUAUUUUUUUGCAGUUACUAAACAUAUUUUUGUACCUGCAUCAGCAAAUUAUUCACAAAAAUUUUAAGCAAACAAGUUUAACCCUUUAACGACCCAGUGGUCCGUUAGUGGGACUGAUAAGAGUGUUAUAAGGUUAAACAAGUUGUUUUUUUAAAUGAGGAGUAUACCAUCUAACUAAUCUUUUAUUAUGCUCGCAGUGCGUCGGUUAAAUGAAUUGCGAUAUUUAAUAAUAAAAGUAGCAUAAUAAUAACAAUAAUCCACUAUACGCCACUGUGAAGGGAUAAACGGUGUUCAGGCAGCAAAUGUCCCAUUAAUUACAUGAUGUCUGGUAAUAGUAUAGAAAAGUUUUUAUUGCGCAUGUGUCAAACUCGGUGAUCCACGUGCAUCUGUGGUUUAGUAUACUUUGAAAGAUGCACGGACACGACUGCACGUGAGACACGUCCAGGCGCGUAAAGUGAAAUAGACCCGGGGCUUGAUGGCGCGCUGUCUUUCCGCGCUCACAGGCAAAGAAUUAUCUUUGAAAGGCUUGCACACUCAACUGUGCGCGAGAUGGAGCAGAACAUGGGAAAUGACAUAUACCCCGGCCUUAACCACUCCAAAUUGUAGUGGACUGGAGCUGACAUCUGACUUUGGGAAAAAUACCCCCAAUGUCCCCCAUGUUAUUAUGUCUUGACAUGGAGUUUAACUGUUGCUGGUUGAUGUGAGAUGCAUUCUGGGAUACCUGGCUGUCUCAAGUCCCCUCUCGACGCAUCCUCUAUAAAAGUCGGAUCAAGAACACAUCCGGGGAUUUGAACUGUACUUGGCUAGAUGUGAACUUUGAAUUGGAUCAGUACUCGGGCAGCAGCUGAUGACGUUUCAAAAACAGACAAGAACGCAUAUUAAAAAAUGGAUAACUAAUGAAUGAAUGAGGCAUUUAUAUAGCACUUUACUAUGUACUACUGUACACCGUAAGUGCUUCACAAUCACAUCAGGGGUCGCUCCUCAUCCACUGGAUAAUUCAACAGCAGACACAGAGCAACAGCACCAAGAUCAAAUCUGUGGUUUAUUGAUAAAGAAAGCGCCUAUUUGAAAAUUUGAUCUGACGUUGUCGGAGUUGUGAGAUCCAGACGAUCACUGGGCUUUCAGCGCUCAUGUACACCGCCGAGAGCAGCCUUACCUCGGCUAGUCCUUCUGAUGAUUGCCGCUGACUCUGAUGACUCUGUAGUGGUUAAACAUGAGAUAUAAUUCAUCUUUUGUAACAGGCAAUCUUUGGUCUCAUUAAUCUAUAAUUUGUUCCCUGGAAAAUCGUUUUGGCUGAGGGUAAAGUAAAGUUUCAUAACUUUAUAUAUUUAGGCUAUUUAACUUUACUGUUGUAGUCUAUUAGAGCGUUGACUUUGAACGUUUGACUGAACCGUUUGCUUUAAUGUUUAUUGUAGCUUCUUAUACAUGUAAAUGUACCUUUUGCUUAUAUUUUUAUAAUGGCUGUUAUUGAUCAUUAAAACUGACAUUUAACAAAA